AGAUCGUAGUUGGUGUAAUAAGCUCUUAAUCUGCCCCUGCUGUCUCAUUAACACCAUGUUUGUGCGUGUGUGUUUGUGUGUGUGUUUGUGUGUGUCAUUUGUAAGCUGUCUUCUUAGUAAUGGGUCUAUUUGUGUGUGGAGCUGUUGUUUUUUUAGGGACAUAAAAGCAUAGUAAGCCUUUUGACUUGCAGUGUUUUAUCUCCUGCAUUGUGAGCAAUUUCCUACUUUCCCAGAAUGCCUUUCAACAAAAUCCAUAACGGACGGGUCUUAGGGUUUUACUUUCAUUAGAACUGAUGGAUAAGGUUCCUGACCCUUGUCUCCGCGUCCUCCUUCCAGUCUCCCUGCAGGACAUCAACAUGAGGAAGGCCUUCAAGAGCAGCACCAUCCAGGACCAGCAGGUGGUGUCGAGGACCUCGGUGCCCAACCCGGUGGUGGAGAUGUACCAUCGCGGUGACAAACCUCCUCCGCUCAACAUCCUCAGCCCCUACAGGGACGACAAGAAGGACGCGCUGAAGUUCUACACCGACCCGUCCUACUUCUUCAUCCUGUGGAAGGAGAAGAUGCUGCAGGCCACCGAGGACAAACGCAAGGAGAAGCGAAGGCAGAAGGAGCAGCAGAAGCGUGAAGACCCGAGCAGAGAGGUGAAGAAGGUGCGUAAGGCUCGUAAUCGGCGCCAGGAGUGGAACGUCCUGGCCUACGACAAAGAGUUCCGACCGGACGCCAGGCUCACGCCAUCACCUUACCAUGGCAUGUCCUCAGAGGGGUCCCUGUCCCCAGACAGCAGGUCAAUGGCGUCCGACUCUUACCCCGCCAGCCCCAACCACCCCUCCACCCAGGCCCCCGGCGCCGACCACUCCAGGGACCACCUCACCGCCGCGCCGCAGACUCAGUCCCUGGACCGGGUCCUCAGGCCGGCCAACGGGCCCCCGGGGGCCCCGGGGCCGCUGCCGGGCAGGGCGCCACGCGGCCUCCCUGGGCCGGACCCCGUCGGGCCACGGCCUCCAGGCGGGUGGAGACCCGACGGUCAACGGGCCGAGGCAGCAGUCGGUGAAGGAGUACCGGGCCGCCCACGGCGGCCAGCCCUCCACCAUCCCAGAGUACUUUAUCCCCCCGCCCCCCCUCCCCCUCCCCCAACCAUCCCCUCGGCGCAGACCGCCUUCGACUCCACCACCGCCCCGCCCUCCGCCGUGCCCCCCACCUCCUCACCCUCUCCCGCCCCUACUCCCCUUCCCCUCCUCCUCCCGGCCAACUACGUGCCCUCCCCCUCCCACCCGCCGUCGGGCGUGCCGGCCGCCCCGCCCCCGCCGCCGCCAGGGGCGCCCGGCGGCUACCAGACUCACCCGUCGCCGGCGCACGGCGUGGACGCGGCGCCCCCCGGCAGGAAGGCCGCCAUGGUGGGGCUGGUCCCGAUGAGCGACGCCCGCUCCGACCUGCUGGCAGCCAUCCGUAGAGGCAUCCAGCUGAGGAAGGUGCAGGAGCAGAGGGAGCAGGAGGCCAAGCGGGAGCCCGUCGGCAACGACGUGGCCACCAUCCUGUCGCGCCGCAUCGCCGUGGAGUACAGCGAGUCCGACGACGACUCCGAGCUCGACGAGAACGAGUGGUCCGACUAGAGUGAAAGUGGGGGGGGCAGGGGGCGGGGGCAUCGAGGGGUUUCGAUCAAUGCUCGUAAUUUAACAUCCACCAAGACAGAAUACUCUGUACGAUUCAAUCACGCCGUAACGAAGCGUCUCUGAACAUCAGCGCUUCAUUUUGACGACCUCAGCUUCAGCUCGGUUGCCCCCGACGACGGCUACUCUUUAGCCCCCCCCCCCCCCCCC
Molecule: messenger RNA, 1817 nt
Organism: Pungitius pungitius (ninespine stickleback)
Lineage: Eukaryota; Metazoa; Chordata; Actinopteri; Perciformes; Gasterosteidae
Product: actin-binding protein WASF3
Biological process (GO): actin cytoskeleton organization; positive regulation of Arp2/3 complex-mediated actin nucleation
Cellular component (GO): cytoskeleton; SCAR complex; lamellipodium
Molecular function (GO): protein kinase A regulatory subunit binding; actin binding; Arp2/3 complex binding
Source: RefSeq, a predicted model, not a curated record